AAUUGACAUAACGCUGAGCAGCUGUGAGUUGAAUUUUGUGUGCUGACGAAGAAAAAAAUUUGGGUUGUUGUAAAUACUUUGCUACUACUCGCAUAAGUUAGAUAUACCGACGAAAUAUACAAAUUUGGCUCCUUGCACGGAUAUUUUUUUACGUACACAUAAAGGCAACCAUGGAUACUGAAAAAUCCAGCAAUAGUUCAUUUGAGGAUCUCUCAAAUAUAAAUGAGGCAGAGUCGAAGCCAACAGUCGCCGAGGCCGACAAAAAAACUGACUUGAAAGAAGAAGAUGAAAAUAACCAUAAAGAGCCGAAUAUCCAAAAAAAUCCAAAAGACGAAGGCCAUGAAAGCGCUUCAGCAAGGGACGAUGAGUCUUGCGAUGUGUUAGGGAACGGUCAAUUAGUUAAACGUGUUUUAAAACAAAGUACAACAGGCAAACGUCCCACUCGAGGUGAUUUGGUCACAGUUUCAUUUACUGGGAAAUUGCCCGAUGGAACCGUUGUUGAACAGAAGAAAAAUUUUCAAAUGCAUGUGGGAGAUUUUGAGGUUGUGCAAGGUCUUGACAUGGCGAUUCCACUUAUGAGCGUUGGUGAGGUUGCAGAGAUAAGAAUCGAUACAAGAUUUGCUUAUGGGAGCUUAGGUUUUAAGAAUGAGAACAAUGAAAGUGCAAGUGUGCCAGCCGAUGCAAAUCUAAUAUAUGAAGUGCAUUUAUUAGACUCCAAAGGCGAGGAUUUCUCAGACUUAAAAUCGUACGAAGUACGCCGGAAAUACGGAACCAGUAAAAAAGAAAGGGCUAAUUUCUGGUAUAAUCGUAACGAAUUCAAUACCGCAAUUCAAUUGUAUAGACGUGCGUUAGAAUACUUGGAUGAUCGCGAUGGUGACCCCGACAGCGCCUUCGAUAAAGAAGAUUUAGAACUUUCUAAUAGUGACUUGCAAACGUUAUUGGAGGAUCGAUUAAUUGUGUACAACAACCUAGCAAUGGCUCAAAUUAAAAUAUCAGCUUUUGAUGCCGCUUUAAAGUCGGUAGAAAAUGUUUUACGUUGUCAGCCAAAUAACUCUAAGGCUUUGUACCGUAAAGGACGAAUUCUAGAGGGAAAAGGGGAUACCAAGGGAGCUAUAAGUUUACUUCAAAAAGCCGCUACACUCGAACCAGAUAGCAAAGCAAUUCAGCAGGAUUUGGCAAAGUUGAUAAUUAAAGCACGAAGAGAAGAACAUAACGAAAAAGAAAUGUAUCAAAAAAUGUUGGGACAAGCGAAAAAACUCGAACAGAAACACAAACAACCGCAAAAACAGCAAAACAUUGAGAGUUCAAAGCUAAAACUAAUAGGCUAUUUGAUGGGAUCUAUUUUAAUUGGCGUAGCUGGCGUCGCUAUAUACAGAUACAAGUACUAAAUGGUUAUUAGUUUUCUUUUUAUUGUCAAAAAUUUGAGAACUGAUAAACAGUUUAAAAACAAGGAGAAAAUGGUCGGACCUAUUUUUGGUUUUAU
Rhagoletis pomonella (apple maggot) is the source of this 1483-nucleotide messenger RNA. RefSeq names its product peptidyl-prolyl cis-trans isomerase FKBP8. The coding region runs from base 171 to 1388 and encodes 405 amino acids. The record is from RefSeq and is a predicted model, not a curated record. Gene Ontology annotation, molecular function: peptidyl-prolyl cis-trans isomerase activity; protein binding. The transcript has 10 exons. Lineage: Eukaryota; Metazoa; Arthropoda; Insecta; Diptera; Tephritidae.